UCAUCAUCAUUAUCAUCAUCAUUUUCAUCAUCAUCGUCAUUAUCAUCAUCAUUAUCAUCAUCAUUAUCAUCAUCAUUAUCAUCAUCGUCGUCAUUAUCAUCAUCAUCAUCAUUAUCAUCAUCAUCAUUAUCAUCAUCAUCAUUACCAUCAUCAUAAUCAUCAUUAUCAUCAUCAUCAUUAUCAUCAUUAUCAUCAUCAUCAUUAUCAUCAUCAUUAUCAUCAUCAUCAUCAUUAUCAUCAUCAUCGUCACCAUCAUCAUCAUCAUCACCA
This is a messenger RNA of Lytechinus variegatus (green sea urchin), 270 nucleotides long. RefSeq lists its product as uncharacterized. The record is from RefSeq and is a predicted model, not a curated record. The annotation marks the transcript as partial. The transcript is spliced from 2 exons. Lineage: Eukaryota; Metazoa; Echinodermata; Echinoidea; Temnopleuroida; Toxopneustidae.